UCAAUCAAUCAAUCAAUCAAUCAAAUGAAGUUCUCCUCUAUUCUUGCUCUUGCUCUCUGUGUUGCCCUUGUUUCUGCUGCUCCUCGUCGCGACAACAAUUCCAACAGGGAAAAUAACAGCAAGCAUAUCAACAAGGAAAUCAACCAAAGUAUUGGUAGUGUUGGCUCUCACGGCGGUAAUAAGGGAUUGGCCGGCGGUCUUCUUGGCAAUCUCAACCUUCUCUCUGGCUCCAAGACAACCAACAGCGUUAGCCAAAAUGCUGUCAAUAACUAAAUUUCUUUUUGUUCGAAUAAAUCUAUGUAUUGUUUUAUUAACCUCCAA
Gilbertella persicaria is the source of this 321-nucleotide messenger RNA. RefSeq lists its product as uncharacterized. The record is from RefSeq and is a predicted model, not a curated record. Lineage: Eukaryota; Fungi; Mucoromycota; Mucoromycetes; Mucorales; Choanephoraceae. The transcript has a single exon. The coding region runs from base 25 to 273 and encodes 82 amino acids.